AUGACAGAUCGGCCGAUGCUCACUUCCCGUGAUGGUGAUAAUCCUUCAGCAUGUGAUGUUCCAUCGACUUCCGAUGCAUCUAACAGGUUGUCUAUCGUCGAAGAGGUUCCAAUUCCUGAUCACCAUGCAAUAACUGAAACUCACUCUCUGGCACCGCAAUGUUUAUCUGUAAAUACAGACCAGAUUACUACCACAACACCCUCUCCUACAAGAUCUUUGAGGACUAAAUGUGAGUCACCUUCUCUUUUUGACGGAACAUUUAAUUCUGUAUUUGAACUGAAACUGAGAGAAAACCUCAAAACACCAGAAAACUCUCACUCUACAGAAGCAAAUGUGGCUCCAUCUUUACACCAUCUAAACCUUUCCUCAACUUCACCAGCAACAUUUGAAGAGCUAAGACCCUUUCCAAAAGCGGCGCGCGCUAAUUUUAGAAAAUAG
Molecule: messenger RNA, 438 nt
Organism: Acanthoscelides obtectus
Lineage: Eukaryota; Metazoa; Arthropoda; Insecta; Coleoptera; Chrysomelidae
Source: the annotation of a GenBank genome assembly